GUGCUGGAGGGAGGGGGCGGGGGUGGCCCAGUGCAAAGUGCAUCCCGCAAGCCCCCUGUCCGGAGACCCUACGGCUGGCACUUCGGACCUUGAAUGACCUGGGACCUAGCUGUCCCGAGACCUCCUGGGUCCCUUCGUAGCUGGAAGCCUCUGGCCCGGAACGCGGCAGCCCCCUGCUUCGAGCCCCUGGACCGGGACUGCCCCCCCACAACCCGAGCCGGGACUUCCUCCCUGCACCCCUGCCCGGAGGCUGCCCGGCGGCCAGGACCGCCACCUCCCGCCUGCUCGGCUGUCUGGAUGCUCUCUGUGCUGGGGCCGUGAGGCACCGAGGAAGAUCAGGAACACCCGGGUCCGGCCCUGUCUGGGGUGUUUCUUCAAUGGAGAAGUUGGUGAGUGUGGAAGAGGCUGAAAGGAGGAAGAGAAACAGCAGCUGAGGAGACAGGUUUGAGCUGGCUAGAGAAGACAGGAAAGCUGGAAGGGGUCUGCCCACCCACCAGACAAGCAGCAGAAACAGUGCCUCUGACCAGCAUCCUCUGUAAAGGUUAAGAAGGCUUUGUUGCUGUGCAGUCUGGGUGCACCCUGAGCCCCCUCCCCACAAUGCUGUAUGUGCACAAUGGUUAUUAGGCAAUCCACACAUCAAGAGAAGGGGCAUUCUUCCGUAAGGUAAGGCUUAUCCCUGUGACCUAAUGAAUCCUUUGUAAAAACUGGACUCAGCUAGGAUGUUACACCACCAUUGUCGAAGGAACCCUGAACUCCAGGAAGAAUUGCAGAUUCAGGCUGCAGUAGCCGCCGGGGAUGUUCACACAGUACGAAAGAUGUUAGAACAAGGCUAUUCUCCGAAUGGCCGAGAUGCUAAUGGCUGGACCCUGCUACAUUUCUCUGCAGCAAGAGGAAAGGAAAGAUGUGUUCGGGUAUUUCUAGAACACGGAGCCGAUCCCACAGUUAAGGACUUAAUCGGAGGCUUCACAGCUCUUCAUUACGCAGCCAUGCAUGGCCGGGCCCGGAUUGCACGCUUGAUGUUAGAAUCUGAAUACAGGAGCGACAUCAUUAAUGCAAAAAGCAAUGAUGGCUGGACUCCCCUCCAUGUGGCUGCCCACUAUGGUAGGGACUCAUUUGUCCGACUUCUCCUGGAGUUCAAGGCUGAGGUCGACCCACUCAGCGAUAAAGGUACAACGCCGCUUCAGCUCGCCAUUAUCCGAGAGAGGUCAAGCUGUGUCAAAAUCCUCCUGGACCACAACGCCAACAUCGACAUUCAGAAUGGCUUCCUGUUGCGAUAUGCUGUGAUCAAAAGCAAUCACUCUUAUUGCCGCAUGUUCCUUCAGAGAGGGGCAGACACAAACUUGGGCCGCUUAGAAGAUGGACAGACUCCUUUACACUUGUCUGCCCUUAGGGAUGAUGUGCUUUGUGCACGGAUGUUAUAUAAUUAUGGAGCGGACACGAACACAAGGAACUAUGAAGGACAGACCCCACUGGCUGUUUCAAUAAGUAUUUCUGGAAGUAGUCGACCAUGUUUGGAUUUCUUACAAGAAGUCACAAGACAGCCCAGAAACUUGCAGGACCUGUGCCGAAUUAAAAUUCGACAAUGUAUAGGCCUUCAAAACCUAAAGCUACUUGAUGAACUACCAAUUGCCAAGGUUAUGAAAGACUACUUAAAACACAAAUUUGAUGAUAUCUGAUAUACCAGAACUGUGAGCAAGAUUAGGAGUUAUAUUCCAGAUACUUAAAAGGCUUUUUGCCUUGCACAAAGUAUAUCCUAUGCAAUUUCUGAUUUGCUGUGAAGUCAGAAAGCAGGUAUACACUUUUAGGUUUUCUGUUUGUUUGUUUGGUUUUCAUUGUAGGGGAGGGAUUUUUUUAUAUAUAUAAACACACACACAC
Messenger RNA from Lemur catta (Ring-tailed lemur), 1875 nucleotides. RefSeq names its product ankyrin repeat and SOCS box containing 7 (gene ASB7). Gene Ontology annotation, molecular function: protein binding. The record is from RefSeq and is a predicted model, not a curated record. Lineage: Eukaryota; Metazoa; Chordata; Mammalia; Primates; Lemuridae. The transcript is spliced from 6 exons. Gene Ontology annotation, biological process: intracellular signal transduction. Bases 720 to 1676 code for a protein of 318 amino acids.